CAGAUCUGGCUUUGUGGGAGUGAUUGUCACUCGUUUAAUGAGCUUCUUUGCCAGGCGAGAGGCUUUGGCAACAUAUGUCUCCCCAGUGCCUCUCUCGCUCCGCACCAUUCUGCGCGCUAGUGGCGGGGCUUCUCUCCUGCGUUUACUGUGGUAGACGUUUCUUUGGAUUUCCUCAGCACUCUCUGUUUUUCACGCCUGUGGGAUUAGACUGAGCAGCAGAAGAAGGUCUUUUUUGAGGACGAGAGGACAAGAAUGCAGUAGAUUCCUGUAGUGCAACCCCAAACUGUGCUGGCGUGAGAUGCACUGACUCUUGGCAAACUGCAGCAUUCCCUGUCAUCGUCCGCUCACCUUCGAGGCUUUGGCCAGUCAUGCGGUGGCUACGGAAAAUCCUCCUCCUUUUGGGUGCUUGCCUUAAUAUGAGCAUCAGGUUUCAGAGUAAUGCCCUGGAUAUUCCACUUGAAGUGGAGCAGCUGCCCACAAUUACAGAGCACUCACCUGCCUCUCUGAUCGCCUUUCCUUUCGAAGAGAGCUUCCCUGUGAAGUGUGAGGCCACAGGAAACCCUUUACCAGAAUUCAGGUGGACAAAGAAUGGUCAAGACUUUGAUCCAUAUCAGGACCCCAGUUUGAUAACAUUAAAUUUUUCCGGAACAUUCAUCAUUCCAAAUAAUGGGAACGUCACAGAAUUCCAGGGCAAUUAUCGCUGCUUUGCAACCAACAAGUUAGGAACGGCAGUGUCGGAAGAGAUUGAAUUCAUUGUUCCGAAUAUUCCAAAGUUCCCUAAAGAGAUCAUCGAUCCGAUAGAGGUUAUGGAAGGUCAGUCAGUCAUUCUGGAGUGCAACCCACCCAAAGGAAUCCCCCCACUGCAGAUCUACUGGAUGACGAUGAGUCUACGGCACAUCGAGCAGGACGAAAGAGUAUCAAUGGGUCUCAACGGGAACCUGUACUUCUCAAAUGCCAUUGAGACCGACAGUCGCAGAGAUUACUGCUGCUUUGCCGCCUUCCCACGCAUUCGAACCAUCGUUCAGAAAAAUGCCAUGUCUGUUGUGGUCAAAAGCAACAAGUUAAUGAAGGACUCAGACUCUGGUAGCAGCAGAGGUUAUGCAAACUCUCUCUUGGAGAGGAAGCCCAGUCUACUGACGCCCACAGGAAAGGAGUCUCAUACAUAUCUGGUGAAAGGCAAAGAUCUUCAGUUGGAGUGUAUUGCAGAGGGCUUCCCCACGCCAAAGGUGGAGUGGGUAAAAAAAGGUUUCCACAAGCUUCCAGAAAGGGCCGUGGUGGAGAGUCAUGGGAAGUUGCUUACUAUUGAGAUGGUGAAUGAGGAGGAUGAAGGGACAUAUAUGUGCGAAGCCAAAAAUCCCCAUGGAGAGGUUGUGCAUUAUUUCCAUGUUUCAGUAGAGGAGCCUCCUGAGUUCGAGAUUGAACCUCAAAGCCAGUUGGUGACGAUUGGAGCUGAUGUGGUGAUCAAGUGUGUUGUGAAAGGAAAUCCUCAACCUAUUGUUGUAUGGACGGUCAACAGCCGACCGCUGAACGAGGUCCCAACAUCCAAUAGGAAGGUCUUAAAAGAUGGCACCAUUUCCAUCCACAACGCAAAGCCCGAAAACAGUGCUGUUUACCAGUGUGAGGCCACAAACAGACACGGAACCAUCCUAGUCAAUGCCAACAUCAUGAUUAGGAACAUCCAGCCCAUGAUCUUAACAGAAAACAAUCGGCAAUAUAUGUCAGUGGAUGGGAAAGGUGUGGUCAUGCACUGUAAGGUCUUCAGCUCACCAGUAUCCAGUAUUACAUGGAGUAAAACUGACAGUGCCAAUUCAGUGGAAGGAGAAAGGUUUUCUGUUUAUAAGAAUGGUUCGCUGGAGAUCCACAAGGUGAUGAAAGAGGACAUGGGGGAGUAUUCUUGUUUUGCUCAAAACACGGAGGGCAAAGUUGCCAUCGUGGCAACACUUGAAGUCAAAGAUCCCACCAGAAUAGUCGAUCCUCCACACGAUUUGCGGGUUUUGGCCGGAACUACUAUCCAGUUUUCAUGCCAGGCAGAGUUUGAUCCCUCCACUGGUGAUGACUUUGAGAUCCUCUGGGAAAAAGAUGGCAUGUUGCUCAAUGGCAGCGAGAACGCACGAUAUAUCCUAGACGAAGGAGUGCUUAAAAUCAUUAAUGUGAGCUUUGGAGACCAGGGCUUUUAUGUCUGUGUGGCCAGAACACCUGUCGACCAGGACAUGGCAGUUGCACAGCUUUCAGUUGUGGAUGUUCCUGAUCCUCCAGAGGAUGUGAUCCUUUCCGAACAUAAAGGCAGAAGCGUGAAACUACAAUGGAUUCCAGGAGAUGACCACAACAGCUCCAUUACUAAGUUUGUUAUACAGUUUGAGGAAAGCCAACAUGAGCCGGGCAUCUGGAGGGAGAUGAUGAGAGUGCCAGGAAACCACCACUUCGCUCUGCUGAACCUUCAUGGACACGUAGACUACCGAUUUAGAGUCUCCGCCACCAAUGAGGUGGGAAGAGGUCGGCCAAGCCAAGCCACUGAAAGAUACAAAACUCCAGCGUCAGCACCCGACAAAAACCCAGAAAAUAUCAAGAUCGAAGGUCAUUUGCCACAUGAAAUGGAUCUCAACUGGGAGCCACUGUCACCUAUUGAACACAACGGGCCUGGUCUGGAGUACAAAGUAAGCUACAGAAGACAUGGCUCUGGAGAGGACUGGACAGAGCACAUGGUGAAGAGGCACUCGUUCGUUGUUAAAAACACCCCAACGUUCGUCCUUUACGAGAUCAAAAUCCAGGCCAAGAACCACGCAGGAUGGGGUCCGGAUCCUGAAAUAAUAACAGCGUACUCCGGAGAGGAUUUCCCCUCAGCGGCUCCAGAGAAUGUAACCGUAAAAGGGAUGAACAACACCAUGGUGGAGGUCAGAUGGGACCAUGUUCACAAGGACAAACUCAAUGGACAUCUGGGGGGCUACAGGAUAAGCUUUUGGAGGCAUAGUCUGCUGGACUCAAAGAAAACACUCGGUGACAAACACACAUUGACAUUCUCAGGCGAGAGGAACCAUACGGUGGUCACAGGGCUUAAGCCGUUCUCUGAAUACAGCCUCUUUGUCAUGGCCUUUAACAGCAGAGGAAACGGACCUGGCAGUCAUCCGGUCAGCUUCAAAACACCUGAGGGAGUUCCUGGUCAAGUGUCUGCUCUCAGUGUUACAAACAUCCAGAAUCAUGAGGUCACUUUGACCUGGUCUCCUCCGGUUGAUGCAAACGGAGUCAUAAUUGGCUACAUCUUCCAGUAUCAGCUAAUAAAUGACACAGAGGAACCAGGUUCUCUGACUACCCUCAACAUCUCUGCUGACAGCAGUAAGCUGCGCCUCCAGGAUCUGGAAGCACUGAGCAAAUAUAAGUUUUACCUACGGUGCUGCACGCGGGUGGGGUGCGGACCAGCUGCCAGCGAGGAGCGCACCACAGUCACUGAAGCGAGUCUGGCCAGCAUUCAUGGAGGCAACUCCAACCAGGCCUGGUUCAUCGGGCUCAUGUGUGCCAUAGCUCUGCUCACCCUCAUAGUGCUCAUAGCAUGCUUUGUGAACCGAAACAAAGGCGGAAAGUACUCAGUGAAAGAGAAAGAGGACCUGCACCCCGACUUGGAGUCCCAGGGCAUAAAUGAUGAUACCUUCUGUGAAUACAGUGAUAAUGAUGAGAAACCACUGAAAAGCAGCCAGCAUUCGUUGAAUGGUGACUUGAAAGGAGGGGACAGUGGAGACAGCAUGGUGGACUACGGCGACGAGGAUGCUCACUUCAACGAGGACGGCUCUUUUAUCGGAGAAUACUCUGGACGCAAGGAGAGGGUCUCCAUGGAAAUCAAGGGAAACAAUCAGAGCACAGCAUAAUGGACCAAGGACAAUUUAUUUUGUUGGACAAGUUCUCACAAAAGGUCAGUGAAAAGGAAACAGACGGAAAAAAGCGCAACAUAAUGGCACCUGAAGGACAUUUUUGCAAUUAAUGUGUUAUUGUCAAACUCUCAGUCAUACUCAUUUUACAAAGCGUAGGUUUUUUUUGCGCACUGUAACUGAUCAAUCAUGUCAGUUGUGUAUACUUUUGUGGGGUGUUUUUGUAUUAAAUCUUUGAAAAUCAUUGGUGACCUUGGAGCUACCAGAAUUUUUUUUUUUUUUUUUUUUUUUUUUUUUUGUAAAUGCAAACUCUGUAAACCGUUUUUGCUUUCUUCGUGGCAUCAUGUAGCCAAGCAAGUUUUAUGUCAGGGUAUGAACUUUGUAUUUUUAUUUUUCGUUGGAAGCAAAUAUUAUUGACAUUUUAUAUUUCAGAUACUGUAUACUGUGCAUUCAUUAAAUGUGGGUUAUUAUGUGUACAAAGGAGUUGUUGGUUAAAUAAUCGUAAUUUCUGUCGAAUUCCAAAAAGCAUAAGGCAACAGAAGGGUUGACACAAUUAAUCACAUGCUUUGUUGAACAUUUUGCAUUGAACUGAUUAUUAAUAACGGUUCAUGGUGUAUUAACAAGCUGCAUAGCUAUAUUCAAUACCACAUAAACCCUACAGUGAAUCUGCUGCUCUUAACCCAUUAGGCAUAGAUCAGUAUAUCAUCAAACAGGCACACACUUAAUGUUCAUAUAUAAAUAAAAAAAUAAACGCCUCAUAUGCCUUAGAAUGACCUUGAUGUUCUGGUAAGUAUGACGUAAUGAAUCACAUUCUCAUGGAUUCCGUAAAACAGGGUUGGAAUUCAUUAAAUCUUAUGAAAUAGUUGUAUCCAUAAGUGGACAAUUCAGAAACAACACACUUUUCUUCCAGAAAAUGCAUUUUUAUUUGAUUUUGGAAUGGCUCCACGUAGAGUCAAACCCAGAUUCUGUACAAUGUUUCUGUAAAUUCUGUUUGCAUGUUGAAUGAGGUUUGUGUGCAGAUUUGACAUUAAAUUGUAUCAUUUUUCUUCA
Carassius gibelio (silver crucian carp) is the source of this 4907-nucleotide messenger RNA. RefSeq names its product neural cell adhesion molecule L1-like protein. NCBI's taxonomy places the organism in Eukaryota, Metazoa, Chordata, Actinopteri, Cypriniformes, Cyprinidae. Bases 369 to 3857 code for a protein of 1162 amino acids. Gene Ontology annotation, molecular function: cell-cell adhesion mediator activity. The record is from RefSeq and is a predicted model, not a curated record. The transcript is spliced from 26 exons. Gene Ontology annotation, biological process: axon guidance; homophilic cell-cell adhesion; dendrite self-avoidance. Gene Ontology annotation, cellular component: plasma membrane; axon.